Messenger RNA from Anopheles coustani, 1744 nucleotides. It is a transcript of the gene Socs44A, whose product is annotated as suppressor of cytokine signaling 4. Gene Ontology annotation, biological process: intracellular signal transduction; phosphatidylinositol phosphate biosynthetic process. The record is from RefSeq and is a predicted model, not a curated record. The transcript is spliced from 2 exons. Gene Ontology annotation, molecular function: 1-phosphatidylinositol-3-kinase regulator activity. Bases 163 to 1338 code for a protein of 391 amino acids. Lineage: Eukaryota; Metazoa; Arthropoda; Insecta; Diptera; Culicidae. Gene Ontology annotation, cellular component: phosphatidylinositol 3-kinase complex.
UCCGUAGACGCUCGAUCCUGGCGUAGUGGAAAAAUUAAGCAAUUUUCAACAGUCGUGCUCAAUACACAAAUGUGUUAAAUGUGAAUAGCUUCCGCCCUGCGUUCUUUUCUGUUACGCGGUGAGUUUUGUCCGGGAAGCCAAAGGGAAUCCCCGUCGAUUCCAAUGGAGAAAACGAACAGAGGUAGCUGGGCAACAGGAACGGGCGAAAGCAGUGGCCACGAACUGCCCAGCACAGAUCGAGUAUCCAAAUCGGCCACAGCUCCCCGGACGCGGUUUCCUCUGUCGAGCGCCGCACCGACAGCAGAGCGGAAUUAUCGUUUCAAUUGGUUUUUAUCGCUCCGAAGGGAGCGCCCGAUAGUGUCGACCGCCGCAGGCACAACAUCCCUCGGUAGGAAAAAUGAUGGUGGUGGAACUGUCAAGGAAGAAGGAUUGUUUAUAAAUGAUGAAAACAAUCACAGCGGCCAGCAGCACCAGGGAAGCAGCGUGUUUUACACUCUUCGGAAGCGAUUCCAGAAGAAAUUCACCUCGGUCAAAGUGAAAGCAUUCGAACAGGACCCCUCGGGAACGCUAGGCACCAGCAGCUCAAAUGCGAACAGCAAUAACAACGCCUCAGGUCAGUGCAAUGGCACUGCGCGUGACGCGGGGUCGUGUAUUGGAGGAAACGACUUCGCCCGGAUCGUGAUCGAAAGGCACACGCAGAACCCGAUACGGUUUUCCGCACCCAAUGCCAACCAACCUGUGAUACUGAAUAGAGAUACCAUACCAAAUACGAGUGCGCCUCUGGCGGAAUCUGAGGCGGACACGGUUGACGACAAUCGACAAAAUAUGGACGACAUGAUGAUCCGGAUGCGCGAAGACUUGCUGCAGUACGGAUGGUACUGGGGUAAGCUGACCCAGUCCGCCGCACAGAAGCGGCUGGCGAAGCAGGAAACUGGCACGUUUCUGGUGCGGGAUUCGCAAACCGAAAAGCACCAGUUUACUGUCAGCUUCCGUAGUUCCGGCAUAACGCUGCAUUGCCGAAUUGAUUUUGAAAAUAACUACUGGUCAUUCUCGGGGCUACCGACAACAACCAACUACAAAACACUGGUCGACCUGGUGGAGGACACGAUAAAGAAAUCUGAGUACGGUGUGAUAGGCUACGUUAGGCAGGACUCGAAAUUUAUGCCCCCAUUUCCUGUACGGCUUACCAAGCCGAUCAAUCGAUUCUACGAAGUUUCCACACUACAGCAUUUAUGUCGGUUUAUUAUACGACAAAAAAUUGAUCCUAAAGAUAUUGCCCAACUGCCGCUGCCGGAAAAGCUAAAAACGUACGUGGAGGAAAACUUCUACGACCUGUAGAGGAGGAAGGUCAUUUGGAAGGAAAGGUGAAUCAACUGGUCGCGUUACGCCCGGCUGUAAACUGUACCAGUGAAAUCUCAGUAGGUUUUUACAUUUUAACUCACUUCAUGUAAAGCUAGAGUCGGACUGAUAAGAGUAGCAUGAAUCACGGCACGAUUCACAAAGGCGGAUACGCACAACUCUCUUCUAAGCUCUUACCUUUCGCUCCGACAACUAGCCAGUAAAUUGAUGCGGAGCAAUGUUAGCCGGCGGUAAAAUUCGCUACACCAUUAUGUUUCCUUCCACAGAUAGUAACGAAUGAUGUGUACAUAACAUUACUUUCUUUGUCACAAUUGUAUCACCAAAGAUAAGCAGACCGAAUUGAUCGACUACAUAAUAAAGAGAAAAAAAUAUAAAAGUGAGCAAA